Messenger RNA from Ctenopharyngodon idella (grass carp), 2033 nucleotides. RefSeq names its product tumor necrosis factor ligand superfamily member 14 (gene tnfsf14b). Gene Ontology annotation, cellular component: membrane. Gene Ontology annotation, molecular function: tumor necrosis factor receptor binding. The record is from RefSeq and is a predicted model, not a curated record. Gene Ontology annotation, biological process: immune response. The transcript is spliced from 6 exons. Bases 247 to 1014 code for a protein of 255 amino acids. Lineage: Eukaryota; Metazoa; Chordata; Actinopteri; Cypriniformes; Xenocyprididae.
CCGACAGCAGCAGUGGGCGGUCAUCUCUCUCUCUCUCUCGCGCUCUCUCUCUCGCGCUCUCUCUCUCUCUCUCGCUCUCUCUCUCAGUGAAACACACACCCUUCACUCUCAUGAGGUUUAAGGUCAGAUGAUGUCGGCUCACUUUUGAGAGAGUCUGAAGCUCAGAUGAUGGUUUAUGGUUGUGUGUUUGCUGUGCUUAUGGUGAGGAUGCAGUAAACUUGUUAGAUCGGUCUCGUGACGUGCAGCAUGACGGACGCAGGUGAGAGCGUGAAUAAAGACGUGAAGGAGCCCUGUCCUCAGGUGUUCGUGGUGGACAGCCAGGCGUUCCCACGUCAGGUGCCCAUCAAGCUAGACAUCCCGCGGCUCACCUUAGUCUACCUGCUGCUGGCUGUGGCCCUGGUGGGCAUCUUCAUCGAAGCUGGAUUCAUCUGUCAUCUGUACAGCAGACAAGCGGUUUCAUCAGAUGUCCAGAAAGCGGAAUUUAUAAAAGGAGAGGACGUAUUUCCCAGUGCACAUGAUUAUAAUGAUAUUUUACCUGAAAAAAAACCCAAAGCUGAGAGCACACCAGCAGCCAAAGCUGAGGACAAACCUGCAGCAUUUCUGCAAAGCGAUUCGCCCGUGUCUAAAGGCAACGGCAUCCUGCUCUGGAGGUCAGUCGGCUACCCAAUGUUCAAGAAGGGUCUGGACUACAAGAACAACAGUCUGUACGUCCAGCAGGAUGGUUACUAUUACAUCUUCUCCAAGAUCUCCCACCUGGAGAACUGCAAAUUCUUCCAACAUAAAGUCAUGCAGCGCUCAGAGAUUUACAGCAACAAGCCCAUCGAGCUGAUGCAGAACUCCAGGUACCUACAGUGCAGCUCCAAUAAACCCCAUCCAACGGGCGAGCGGGGCAACAGCUACCUGGGCGGCGUCUUCCACCUGAAUAAAGGAGACAGUGUGUUUGUUACGGUCAAUAACAGCUCGCUGGUGAACAAUAAUGCAUAUGAGAACUUCUUUGGUGCCUUCAUGGUCUGAGCACUGACAAACUGCUGCAAGAAAAGCACACACACACACACACACACUCUUUCACGCCCAGGUUCUCAUUCCAGUUUUUAAAUAUUAUUUUUAUAAACACAUUUUGUUAAUCUUUGCAAUAUAGAAUUUUACUAUUUUUCUCCAGUGGUCGACCAAUAUAUCACCAAUAUAGCCGAUAUAUAUAUAUAUAUAUAUAUAUAUAUUUUAUUUUUUUUUUUAAAUAUCGGCAUGAUAAUAUUUUCUGUUUGGCCGUCGUGUCGGAAGCGAGACUUUUAUUUUGACAGUGCCUGACAAACAAUUCGCAGCGCUUCCAAUAGUAAUAAAAAGCCAAACACUAUAAUACUUUCUCAUUUACCAUCUGUAUUCAGCAAGUACGCAUUUAUAUCAUUUAAACAAAUCUUUGAAUAUCUAAAAAAACAUUUUGUCACAAACCUUGCAGACUUUCAAUUCCAGCUGUUACAUAUCUGAAAUGUGUAUUUGUAGACUGCAUAAAAACAUGUACUCUGUGCGAAAUGGUCGGUCCGUGCAAAUUGAACGGAAAUAGGAGAGUUCAGCUGUCACUAGCCAUGUUUCCAUCCACCUAUUUUAUGCACAUUUUGGGAUAUCAUAAAAAAUAUGCAGGAAAAAUGCUGGAUGGAAACGCCAAAAUACGCCACCGAUGCCAGUCGCCGAUUAUUCAGAGUGAUAUCUGCCGAUACCGAUAGUUUGGGGGUUCUGCAUUUUAUACCUUCUUUUAGAUUAAUGAUAAUUUUGGUGUCAUAGUUACACAUUAUUACGUGUACUUGCUAUAGUAAUAACAGUAAAUUAUGCAUAAUUUCAAGUAACUAACCCUAACUGUAACUCUAUAGCAAGCAUGUAGUUAAUUAAUAGUACUCAGUACUUAUUUGAGUAAUUACAAUGUAACUAUGGCACUGUAAAAUAAAGUGUAACCAUACUUCUUAACUUUCUGAAUGUUACUAAUAUUGAACAUCAUUCUGGUUUCUUAGCUUUUUCUUUACACAAAGCCCAAAUGCAGUGUA